Molecule: messenger RNA, 2745 nt
Organism: Homarus americanus (American lobster)
Lineage: Eukaryota; Metazoa; Arthropoda; Malacostraca; Decapoda; Nephropidae
Product: WD repeat-containing protein 43-like
Exons: 11
Coding region: 156-2111 (651 amino acids)
Biological process (GO): maturation of SSU-rRNA from tricistronic rRNA transcript (SSU-rRNA, 5.8S rRNA, LSU-rRNA)
Cellular component (GO): nucleolus
Molecular function (GO): protein binding
Source: RefSeq, a predicted model, not a curated record
GGAACAACACACCGCGUGGAGGAUACCGACACGCGUAGUGGACCAACAAUGACAGUAAAUUAACUUGUUUUUUAAGAUUAUUUUGGGAAUUAAUCAUCUUAUUCGUCUACUGUACGAGGAUAGUGAUAUAACGGAGAUAGUUGUUAAUUAAGGAAAUGUUAUCAACAAAGCUCCUGAGCUUCUCACCAAGUGGGGAGAAGUUAGCACACAGUGGUCCAGAUGGAAUCUUGAGAAUCUGGAACACAACUUCUGGACUCCUGGAGCAUCAGUUCCAGCCUGCAGAGCACCUCACAGCCACCACAUCAUGUAUCAGAUAUUGUUCCACGAGAAAAAGAUUACAGGAAACGGCCAAGAAAAAACCUACAAACGAAGGUAAUUGUCUCAUAGCCAUGGGAACACUAGCCGGCACCAUUCACAUCUAUUGCCCCGAGAGGAGAGCAGUCAUUGCCACCCUGGAACAUUCUCCAUCUCAAGCGAUCUUAGACGUUUAUUGGAGCACAAAAAAAAACAAGACGUCUGUAUUGUUCUCCUUAUCAACAAACAAUACCAUUAUGGAGUGGCAUGUAAAUACAAAAACUUCCCUCCGGCCUAUGGAAGUGAGUGGUGGCAGCACUUUCCUGGUGUUUUCUCAGAAAAAAAUAUGUCUAGCAAAUCGUAGUAUUGAGUAUCUAUCUAAACGGGUAAAUGGUGACGAUUUGAAGGUGAUAAGAACGUUCACAGGUCACACCUCAUCAGUGACACAACUUGUACCCCUUGUUUCUAAUGAUGGACAUGUGAAAUACUUCUUGUCUUCGGCUCAAGAUGACACAUUUGUGUAUGCUUGGGAUACGCAGUGCGAGACUGGGGACCCCGCUGUCAGUUUUAUGGUGAAAGAUGUCGUUCAGUCGAUGGCUGUGGCCGAGUUGAAAGACAGCACUGUGACGCUUGCUGUCACAGUACGAACUGGCACUCUCAUCCUCUUCACACAACACCUAAAUGGGAACAGACACAGCGCGGCAGUCAAACACACAGGAAAGCUACGAAUAGUCACGGAUUCCACUAGCAAACAGACUAUUCCAAUCGUCUUCUCCUUCUUCUGUAAUGAUAGUGCCUCUAGUAUCAUUGUUGUGUAUGGAUAUUCACCCGUCUUCAAAUUUGAAAGAAUAGCUAUAGCAGACAUAGCAAAACACACACAGUUGGUUCGAUCAAACCCUUCUGCAGCUGUCCUGAACCAGAAAACUGCUCUGGUCAAGACUCUAACACCCAAAGUUACCAGAGACGCCACAAUAAAAGGUCUGGGCUGCUGCAAUGAGUCCACCGACAGUAAAUUGAAGAGAAAAUUCAACGAUGAAGAUGGUGUAGCAUCUCUGCCAAUGGAAGAAAGGCUUAAUGCUCUGGCACUAGAUAAGACGACGACACAGUAUGGUACCGAGCCGCCCAAAGCCAAUAACUUGGUACACCUUUUGCUACAGGGCCUAACCAGCAAGGAUCAACGAAUCCUCCAUAGUGUUUUUGAUCAUGGUGACGAGCAGACCAUCAGCAACACAGUCCGAAGACUUCCUGCGACUGCUGUUGUGCCUCUAUUAAAGCAUUUACAGAUACUUAUUAUGGGCAAGGGACACAAAAAUUUUGCCACUGUGAGAUGGGUGAGGUCAGUGUUAUACUACCACAUGAGUCACCUGUCAACCCUUCCUGACCGAGAGGAGUUGAUGCAGCCAUUCUACUCGGCCUGUGUUUCAAGAAUGUCCACUCUCCAGCAGGUGACUCAACUGCAUGCACGACUGGAUCUCAUGCUGACGCACGUGGCAACUAGGCACCAAGAGAGCAAGCAGACUGCUGUAGAACCAGAAGCUAUCCUUAUAUACAGAGAAGAAUCGUCAGAUGAAGAUGAUAUGUUGGAAGCCACUCUGGGAGUCUCUGAGUCUGAGGACAACUGGGACGAAUUGUCAGAUAUUGGGGAGAUAAAUGGUCACACAGAUGAGGACUCAGAUAUGGAGGUGGAUCAACAAAUUAGUUCAGUUAAAAGAAGAAUGGAAGAAGAGGAUGAGGAAGAACAGACAGAAGAAGAGAAUGAUGAGGAAAAUAGUGAUUGUGACCUGGUAAUUUGUGAUGAUGAGGGUGAUAGUGAAUGAGUUUGUGGAAGAGGGUAAAGUUAAUGUGAAGUGUCAAGAAGAUGCAGCAGGCUAUGUUGUGGUGAGACUGUACAAAGAUGUUCACAUACAUUUUUAUCAUUGCUUUGAGUUAAGCAUUGUGCAUUGCUACUGUUUUAAAAAAAGUCAUACAAAUUUAAUACCAAUGUCAGGUUUUCUUAUCCUUUGUUACUGGUGUCCAAAAUCAGGUAGUCGGGACUUGACAUUUUAACCAAAACAUUCUACAUUAUGUUGAAAAUGUACGUAUGUGCAAAAAUAAAAAGCAUUAAUAAACAAAAUUUGCAAAUAAAGUUAACUAUCUGAUUUUGAAUAAUCAUACCUUAAUGGAAUUUAAUAAUGUAGAAUAUCUCCAAGGGUAUGUCAUAAAAUUUAAUCCCUUCAGAAGAUAAAAUACUGAGGUCACUGGAUUAUUGACCAGAUAAUUUUUGGGGGGCAGGAAAAGUAGUGAGAGUUGUUGUAUUUCAAUUGUAUUUUCUCCAAACCUUAUUUAAGAGCUUUUCUUUUUAUGUAUUACAAUUGAAUAACAAAUAUUGAAAUUUCAGAAUAUUAUAUAAUGUAUAUUUUAUGCCAAUUUUAGCAAUGUUUGUAUAUUUACAAAUGAAAAUAUGGUUUUGAA